This is a messenger RNA of Jaminaea rosea, 855 nucleotides long. RefSeq lists its product as hypothetical. The transcript has a single exon. NCBI's taxonomy places the organism in Eukaryota, Fungi, Basidiomycota, Exobasidiomycetes, Microstromatales. Bases 343 to 600 code for a protein of 85 amino acids. The record is from RefSeq and is a predicted model, not a curated record.
AUUCGCACAGUGCUUCUAAUAGAAGCGCGGCCAGCGAGCAACGCGGCCGCUAUUCAAGCGCCUUCGCAGUAGCAGCUUGGCAGGUGGUCGUGAAUCGGAGGCACGCAUUGGCAUGAAAAGUGGCAGGCAGCAAUGCGUUCGGGUGAUAGGCACGACUCACGCUCGGGAGCAUCGCGGAAUCGGGCCCGGAGCAUGGCGGCAUGGCAUGGCGCAGCGAGGCGAGACGACGUCACGGAUGAGACUGAGCAGGGUCAGGAGCAGGGGCAAGUAGCGCUUGCGAGUAGCGCUUGGGCCACCAUCGCCUGACCGUAGAGUGACAGGCGCCGAUCACCAUCUGUCGCCAUGAGGACGCUUGGCCGCUUAUUCUCCAUCGCCCCUUGCUCGCUCUCUUGGCCUGCUUGCGAUACGCUCGGACCGCCGUCAGGCCACUACUUUGCAACGGACGUGCUGAGUCUCGCUCACCGCCACACUGAGCUAGCCAGGCUAUGCCUUCCCGCUAGCGGCGGCCAUAUGCCGCGCAUCGCGACGCUCAAGCCCCUCCUUUGCAAGCCCCUUUGCACCCCUCUUUGUAUCCGCUGGGCAAGCUCUAUUCGGGAUUGAUGGAUCUUCUCAGGGAGGCCAAAGCGCUGUGGGUGUGACAGGCAGCGUCGAGGACGUGCAGCGGGCUUAGCAUGUGCCGUGGAGCGUCAAGCGGGUCCCUUUGAGCUGGCCAGGGUGAAAAAAGGCGAGGGUCUGCGGCGGCUAGUAGAUCUUUGAUUUGGCUUUUGCGGGAUUGAGAGCGAGAAGCGACAAUACGAAACGAAGCGGGACGCUAUGAGAGAUAUGAGACCAAUAGACCAGACCGCAGCUGAGACG